UUAAAGUUCUCAAUCAAGACUCCAAAUAAUCUUGCCAUUGGAUUUGACUGCGGGAUUAUAAAAAUAAUCGAUAUCUCUAAAAAAUCACUCAACAUUGUGUUUCAAACGUCCACUAACCUAUCGUUAGAAACCACCAGCAUUUCGGGGCUUUUUUGGACCACCAACACUGAAAACAAAAUACUCCAUGAAGUCAAAUCAGAAUGUCUAGUUAGUAUAAAAUGUCUACACAAUAGUAUCUGGCACUAGGUUUUAAUUGAUAUUUUCUUGACUUUCAUAGAUGGCGUGCAAUACGGUUGGUUGUAUUUCACGUUAUUGUUUUUCGCACGGGAAGUUUCAGGAAAAAUUAGUCAUGAAAUUAUAUAAUAGUUUGAUACAAGAAGAAUUCCCAGGGAAGAAUUUGGAUGAAAGUAAAACGUAUAAAUCGGUUUUUCGUGCAACUAAAUUUAUUGAACUGAACCAAAAUGCGGAUUUGGUGGGCACUGCGGACGGUCUCGUCUACUCAUUUUUAUAUGACGAUUUAAUGACUCGUCCAAAAAAAAUUGUUUCUCACUUCGGAAUAAUCAAAUCGUUGGAAAAAUCACCUUUCUCUCAAGAUGUAUAUUUGACAACUGGUUGCGACUGUAACAUAAACAUUUGGGUCAGUGAUAUUUUUCUUGAACCAGUAAUAACUUUAAGUGUUGGCAAACAAAUCGAAAAAGCUAUUUGGAGCUCGACAUGUUCGACGGUUAUAGCAUCUAUUAUUGACAACUGUAUACAAAUUUGGGACUUAAGUGUGACGAAAUAUGACCCGAUAUUCGUACAAAAAAUGCCGAACCCCGAUCAAAAGUGUACCGGAUUAGAAUUUACAGCGGACGGUAAGCAUUUGUGCGUGUCCGAUAUUAGCGGAAAAGUCACAGUGUACGUUUUGUCGAACAUUUCGUCACACGAUAAAGACGAUGAACAAUAUAAUUUAGUGUAUACCAUCGCAAAAAUCAUAUACGGUACAAAAUAUUUGCCCAGCGUGCUGAUCAGAGAACGAAAGGAGUUCGCUGAAGUGUUCAUUAAACUGGAUUACGAGAAAUAUGGACGUAAAUUUUCCUAA
Acyrthosiphon pisum (pea aphid) is the source of this 1081-nucleotide messenger RNA. RefSeq lists its product as uncharacterized. Gene Ontology annotation, molecular function: dynein heavy chain binding; dynein light chain binding. Gene Ontology annotation, cellular component: axonemal dynein complex. The transcript is spliced from 2 exons. The record is from RefSeq and is a predicted model, not a curated record. NCBI's taxonomy places the organism in Eukaryota, Metazoa, Arthropoda, Insecta, Hemiptera, Aphididae. Bases 278 to 1081 code for a protein of 267 amino acids. Gene Ontology annotation, biological process: cilium movement.